Molecule: messenger RNA, 225 nt
Organism: Ustilaginoidea virens
Lineage: Eukaryota; Fungi; Ascomycota; Sordariomycetes; Hypocreales; Clavicipitaceae
Exons: 3
Coding region: 1-225 (74 amino acids)
Source: RefSeq, a predicted model, not a curated record
AUGGAUUUCGUCAAAAAGGCCGUUCAAGGCGUCAAGGGCAGCCAGCACAACCAGAACCCCAACAAUGCGGGCCAGCAGGACUACGUUGACAAGGCCUUCGACUACGGCACCAAAAAGUCGGGCCACCCGAUGGAUCGCAACACCCAGGAAAAGAUUACCGAUGCCGGCCGCGGCGUUUACGAAAAGGUGACUGGCAAAAAGGUCAACCCCAAGAUCUCCAACUAA